Rodentolepis nana is the source of this 1692-nucleotide messenger RNA. Lineage: Eukaryota; Metazoa; Platyhelminthes; Cestoda; Cyclophyllidea; Hymenolepididae. The record is from the annotation of a GenBank genome assembly.
AUGACAAAUAGCACCUAUAGGUGGGCUGGUUUUAAAAGCUCCGCUUUGCAGCAUCAACACCGCAGAGCCGAAGUCACCUUCGAAAAUCCCACCAUUCAGAUAAGCCAACCCGCCCCAAAGGUGCAUUUCCAUCAUCGUAAGCGGCAUAGACACCGGCGACGAAGGUCUAUGAAUGAUUUGACGCCUUUGCCCAAUGGAGACCUUCAACAGCACCAUCAAGUCAGUAGCAGUGAUAUUCAAACUACUGACUUCAGAAGGAAACAACACAGACAUCAAACAGAGGAGGCGAAAAUUGUGCCAGAUAACAAAAUUAGAGCAAGUAUGUGCUCGCUGCCAACUGAUCGCGUCUCACAUAAGCGGGCAACUUCUUUCUCUGGAGCUGCUCAAAUCACUGGAACGGCAGCUUAUAUCUCCUCGGCGGCUGAUUACCUUGGAAAUGCAGGAGACCCUGGCUCACCCCAGGAUGCUCUACCUCCACCCGAACCUCACCACCAUCAGCUCUCUUGGCGAAAGAAGGUCUACGAGUUCUUCUCUGCUCCUGUCACGAGGUUCUAUCUUCAUGUGCUUCUCUAUGUGGUCUUCCUGCUUAUGUUUAUAUGCUACAGCCUUGUGACUGUGCCUUACGCAUCUCUAAAUGGGCUGGAAAUCUACAUCUAUCUCCACAUUAUUACCUAUUACAUAGACAAAUUUCGAGAGGUGAAUCUAUCACCAGGUAUUAGUUACUGGCAAAAGCUAAGAGUUAGCCUAACGUCUUUCUGGAACAUCUACGAUUUCAUUCUCAGCUUUUUCUCGGUGAUUGGUGUGAUUGUUCGACUUAUAGGUCUGCAAAAUAGGAUGCUUUUCCUCUGGGGACGAAAUAUUCUAGUCUGUUGUUGCUUGUUUUGGAAUAUGCGCUUCUUGGAAUUAAUGCAAAUUUGGCAUUUCUCUGGUCCCUAUAUCUACCUCAUUGUCAAAAUGGUUCGAGCCAUGAUACCUAUGUUAAGCCUGCUUUUCAUACCUCUUGUGGCAUUUGGAACUCUUCGUGAGGGUAUUAUGGUGAUGAAUCGGACCUCAUUAUCCUUGGAAGCUUUCAAAAAUGUCCUCUUAGAGCCUUACUUCAUGUUGUAUGGUGAAGUCUACGCACCAGAGAUUGAUCCUAAAGAUUGGGGAGUGAAUUUGACCGAAACUCCACUCUAUGAAAUGGUUCCAACUAUGGAUGUCAUUUAUCUUCUCUACUCAAUUGUUCUCAUGCUGAGUGUGAUCAUCGCCGUAUUCAAUAGCAUCUACUCCGCAGAAUUGGCCCAAUCAGAAUUGAUUUACAAAUACUUACGAUACUCCAUAAUUACCGAGUAUGAAUCCCGUCCGCUUCUUCCACCUCCAUUUGUAGUAUUUUCCUGGAUUUAUGCAGCAUUUCGAGCUGCAUACAAGCACUGUAAGACCUCGCCUCGAUGUAAAAAGUGCCGUCAAAUAUGCCGUCGAUGUCGAAGGUGCUGUAAAAGAUCGAAAAAGUGGGUACAAAGGCGACUAAAAUAUCGUUAUCGAUCGAAAUCUGCAUCGUCAAGAAGUAGUUCGUCCUCUUCUUCGUCGUCAACAUCUUCCAGUACAAGAUCUUCAUCUUCACCUGGAAAUUCUUUUGACAUUGGACACAUCUUCGCGCCUAGAACGGCUAUUUCAAGCGGUGGACAACAGUCUGAUGCAUUAAGUAAAUCGUAA